Molecule: messenger RNA, 1070 nt
Organism: Argiope bruennichi
Lineage: Eukaryota; Metazoa; Arthropoda; Arachnida; Araneae; Araneidae
Exons: 6
Coding region: 107-979 (290 amino acids)
Source: RefSeq, a predicted model, not a curated record
CUCUUUCUCAUAUAUAUGAGAGGAACGCCGUUAGGGAAUUUACAUUGAGUGGAUUUUUUUAAAAAGCGUUGUGAAGUUUUUAAACAUUUGUGUUUUUAUCUUUGAUAUGGCUUCUGGAGAGGAAGCUAAACAUCUGGAGGAACCGACUGCAAAACAUUCUUAUGGUGCAAUCCCAAAAAUAAGAUCAUCGACAGAGCCCAAACGGAGGACAGACACUGGGAAUACCACUUUCAUCGCUUCUGCUCCCGCUGUCCUAGAGCCUUCAAAGGACGUCCCUCGACCCCCGAAGGAACAGAAACGUACAAUCGAAGACAGUAACAGCCCUCCCGUGAAUCCUUGGAGGACGCUCGUUACUGUCUCUUGUCCAGAGCAAUCGACAUGCGUUGUUAUGGUGCCUGGAGAUGCAUCGAAUGAUCGUGCAGCUGAACAGCAGAGCCUCCAUGAGCAGUCGAAUGAACAUGUUACCAUUUGUUCUUCAUUCCUCCAAGGUUACAAAAAUUGCACAUCCGAAUUGAGGAAGUCCAGAUUCAUCUAUUUCUUCCAAGCUGUGCUGUCCUUGAUAUCCCUUUCUGCAGUGGUCAUGGGCCUUUUAUUCAAGACAUCCUGCAGAGAAUCCCCGCUUCUACCUGUCUUCAGUUUUAUAACGGGGCUCAUGGGUGUAGUAUUGAGUGGUUUAUGGAUGUCCACGACUUCGUACCAACGCCGCGGUCGACAGACUUCCGCCGGGUGUAUGGCCGCUCUUGUAUUACUCUCUUCGGCGUUCUUCCUCUUCACGAUAACAGAAAUGUGCGUUCUCGGAACGAUGUCUCCCAAUUUUGAUGAUGAAUACGCCCUAAACUAUUGCGACGAGACAUUCUACUAUUUCUCUCAAUACCAGCAGGUUGCGAUUGGCGUAGUUGCUGUUUUUCCACUGAUACUCCACCUUCCUGUCUGUCUGCAGAUCUUAAGAGGAAAUGGUGCAAAUAGAAACGUUCAAUAAGACUUUCAAGACGACGCUCUUUUUAACGAUUUUAAACGACUGUUGUAUAUUUUAACGACUCGCUGUGAAAGCGAUUACAAUAAAGCAUUUA